GGGCGGCCGGGGCCGUGGGGGGGGCGCGGUGCCGCGCUGAUCUCGCGAGAGCGCCCAGGCUCAGGCGGCGGGGCGGGCGGCGGCUCUCGCGAGAGCUCCGGCGCCGGACCCAACAUGGCGGAAGAGGAGGUGGCCAAGCUGGAAAAGCACCUGAUGCUUCUCCGCCAGGAGUAUGUAAAGCUGCAGAAGAAACUUGCUGAUACAGAAAGGAGAUGCAAUCUUCUGGCUGCCCAGGCUAACCAAGACAAUGCCAGUGACACCUUCAUCAGUCGACUUCUUGCCAUUGUAGCUGAACUCUAUCAGCAGGAGCAGUACAGUGAUCUGAAGAUAAAGGUUGGGGACAAGCGCAUCAGUGCUCACAAAUUUGUCUUGGCGGCACGCAGCGAUGCUUGGAGCCUUGCCAACCUUGCCUCCACAGAGGAGCUGGAUCUGUCAGAUGCUGACCCAGAGGUAACCAUGGCAAUGCUGCGGUGGAUCUACACAGAUGAACUGGAGCUGAGAGAAGAUGAUAUCUUCUUGACAGAGCUCAUGAAACUAGCUAAUAAAUUUCAGCUCCAGCUGCUUAGGGAAAGAUGUGAAAAAGGAGUUAUGUCACUAGUUAACGUCAGGAACUGCAUUCGUUUCUAUCAGACGGCCGAGGAGCUGAAUGCCAGCACCCUCCUCAACUACUGCGCUGAGAUCAUCGCGAGUCACUGGGAUGACUUACGUAAAGAAGACUUCAGUAGCAUGAGUGCUCAGUUAUUAUAUAAAAUGUUCAAGUCAAAGACAGAAUAUCCUUUGCAUAAGGCUAUUAAAGUGGAGAGAGAAGAUGUAGUCUUUUUGUACCUUAUUGAAAUGGAUUCACAGCUUCCUGGGAAGCUCAAUGAGUUGGAUCACAACGGUGACCUUGCUUUGGAUCUAGCCCUUGCCCAAAGGCUGGAGAGUAUCGCAACUACGCUGGUCAACUACAAGGCUGAUGUAGACAGGGCAGACAAGAAAGGCUGGAGUCUAUUACAUAAAGCCAUCCAGAGAGGAGAUAAAUUUGCAGCAAACUUUCUCAUUAAAAACGGUGCCCGUGUGAAUGCUGCUACGUUGGGAGACCAGGAGACACCUUUGCACCUUGUGGCGUCCUACAGCCCCAAGAAGCAUUUGCCAGAUGUCAUGGCAGAGAUGGCACAGAUAGCAGAGUCCCUCUUGCAGGCUGGAGCCAAUCCAAAUAUGCAGGACAGCAAAGGAAGGACCCCAUUACAUGUGUCAAUUGUGGUCAGGAAUGAACCUGUAUUCAGUCAGCUUCUCCAAUGCAAACAACUAGACUUGGAGCUGAAGGAUCACGAAGGAAGCACAGCUCUGUGGCUGGCAGUUCAGUAUAUCACUGUGUCGUCUGAUCAGUCUGUGAACCCCUUUGAGGAUGCCCCUGUUGUAAACGGAACCUCGUUUGAUGAGAACAGUUUUGCAGCAAGGCUCAUCCAACGAGGCAGCAACACAGACGCUCCAGACACAGUAACAGGAAACUGCUUGCUUCAGAGGGCGGCUGGCGCAGGAAAUGAGGCGGCUUCUCUCUUCCUAGCAACACAUGGAGCAAAAGUCAACCACCAAAACAAAUGGGGAGAAACACCACUGCAUACAGCCUGUAGGCAUGGCCUGGCAAACCUGACAGCAGAACUUCUGCAGCAAGGAGCCAAUCCAAACAUCCAGACAGCAGAAGCGGGGCUUGGUCAGAAGGAUGCAUCUUCCCCAGCAGCAGAGAGUGUUUAUCUGCAAACUCCCCUCCACAUGGCCAUUGCUUACAAUCACCCAGAUGUGGUGUCGGUCAUCCUGGAACAAAAAGCUAAUGCUCUUCAUGCUACCAACAACUUGCAAAUCAUUCCUGAUUUUAGUCUAAAGGACUCGAGAGACCAGACUGUGCUGGGAUUGGCUCUUUGGACAGGCAUGCACACGAUAGCAGCCCAGCUGCUUGGGUCUGGGGCCUCCAUCAACGACACCAUGUCGGACGGACAGACGCUGUUACACAUGGCGAUCCAGAGGCAGGACAGUAAGAGUGCGCUCUUCUUGCUGGAACACCAGGCAGAUAUAAACGUCAGAACGCAGGAUGGAGAGACUGCCCUACAGCUGGCCAUAAAGAACCAGCUCCCCCUGGUGGUUGAUGCCAUCUGUACCAGGGGAGCUGACAUGUCCGUGCCAGAUGAGAAAGGAAAUCCUCCUUUGUGGCUUGCCUUAGAGAACAACCUGGAAGAUAUUGCAUCAACUCUGGUCAGACACGGCUGUGAUUCAACCUGUUGGGGGUCAGGACCAAGUGGCUGCUCACAAACUCUUCUUCACAGAGCUAUUGAUGAGAACAGUGAACAAAUAGCGUGUUUUCUUAUCCGCAGUGGUUGUGAUGUGAAUAGUCCCAGAAAGCCAGGCCCAAAUGGAGAAGGAGAAGAGGAAGCUCAUGAUGGACAGACACCCCUACACCUGGCAGCCUGCUGGGGACUAGAAGAGGUGAUCCAGUGCCUUUUGGAGUUUGGUGCCAAUGUCAAUGCUCAGGAUGCAGAAGGAAGAACUCCAAUCCACGUUGCCAUUAGCAACCAGCAUAAUGUUAUCAUUCAGCUUAUGAUUUCACAUCCAGAUAUUAAGCUGAAUGUACGUGACAGGCAAGGGAUGACCCCCUUCGCGUGUGCGAUGACGUAUAAAAAUAACAAAGCGGCCGAAGCGAUUCUGAAGCGGGAGCCCGGAGCUGCUGAACAGGUUGAUAAUAAAGGUCGGAAUUUCCUCCACGUAGCUGUUCAGAACUCAGACAUUGAGAGUGUGCUGUUCCUGAUCAGUGUGCAGGCAAAUGUGAACUCCCGGGUCCAGGAUGCCUCCAAACUAACACCUCUGCACCUGGCUGUCCAGGCUGGCUCGGAGAUCAUCGUGCGUAAUCUGCUGCUUGCAGGUGCCCAGGUGAAUGAACUGACUAAGCACCGUCAGACUGCUCUUCACUUGGCAGCCCAGCAGGAUUUGCCCACAAUUUGUUCAGUCCUUCUGGAGAACGGAGUAGACUUUGCAGCUGUAGAUGAAAAUGGAAAUAACGCUCUCCAUCUGGCAGUGAUGCACGGCCGUCUGAACAACAUCCGGGUCCUCCUCACAGAGUGCAAUGUGGACGCAGAAGCCUUUAACGUUAGAGGCCAGUCACCAAUGCAUAUUUUGGGACAAUAUGGGAAAGAUAAUGCAGCAGCCAUCUGUGACCUCUUCCUGGAGUGUAUGCCAGAGUACCCUCUGGACAAGCCUGAUGCUGAAGGAAACACAGUGCUGCUCUUGGCUUACAUGAAGGGAAACGCCAACUUGUGUCGUGCAAUAGUGAGAGCUGGGGCUCGGCUUGGAGUUAACAAUAAUCAAGGAGUCAAUAUCUUCAACUACCAAGUUGCUACAAAACAGCUUCUCUUUAGAUUGCUGGAUAUGCUGACAAAAGAACCUCCCUGGUGUGAUGGCUCCAACUGCUACGAGUGCACUGCCAAAUUUGGAGUCACGACAAGAAAGCAUCACUGCCGACACUGUGGACGCCUGCUCUGCCAUAAGUGCUCAACAAAGGAGAUUCCUAUCAUAAAAUUUGACCUGAACAAGCCCGUUCGAGUUUGCAACAUCUGCUUUGACGUCCUGACUCUGGGAGGAGUCUCCUAGUACCCUGGGGAAGCAAAGGGAUUCUCCGUCAGUGCUCCCGACAGCAGCUCUGCUUAAAGCCCUCUGGAUAGGGAAGAGGAGGCCUAUAUAUGUCUUCUGCAAUAGACUGAACUAAUUAAGGACCCUGUUAUGAUAUAUUCUGGUAUAAAUGACUUUGUAUGACUGUAAAUGUAUCGGGCUGUGAUAGACUUCACUAGGAAUUCGAGUGGAUCGUUUGAAACCAAGUGACAAAAAAGAAUUUGGACCCUCUUCUAGUUGCAGCGGGGUAUGGAAGUGAAAAUUGUUGGGCUGAUGUUUGAAUUGAUGUAAAACAGGUGUGUCCUUGACAUGGUGCUUUGCACUGAGCAACUCUAUUAAGUCCUGUGGCUUUCAGGCUGCUUAGUAGAGACGGCAUUAAGUUUCAGGGUAACCAGGUAUCCUUUUUUUUUGCUUUGUCUUAAAGAUAAACGUUCCCUUUCUCUAGAGAAGACCUCUGGUGAAGCUAGACUGAGCUGUUACAACCACUGUUCAUUUCAAGAAACUCUUCAAAAAACGGGGGGUAGUUCUAAGCAUAGCUCCAGAAUUGUGGCCUUACAACAGAAAGCUUUACACCAUCUGAUGCAAAGCAGUCAGAAUUGCAGACCCACCUCUUGAUACCUCCUCCAGUAAACGUCUCAUUCGCUUUAGCAUGUUCAAGAGAAGUGCAAAGUUGGUUUUAGCUGGUUAAAUACUUUUGCUCAUACCUGCUAGAGCUGUCAAAGUCUUUGUUGCACUUUCAUAUUUCCGUUGCUAGUCCUUCCAAUUCGUGUAUAAACAAACAGAAGUGUGCUGAAAGGCCUAAGUGUUUGCUAAAUGGUUGAAAACACUAAAACUGGUUGAAUAGUCUAACUCACAGCAAUAAAUGCUGAAGUGCAUUAUGGAUCCCAUGAGGGACAGUAGCACUUCCCUUUGGUUCCAAGACCCUGGUGAACUGCUGCAGGAGAGUCAGUGACCCUACCAGUAUAAAGUGUGCUGCACCUCUGGGCGUUGAAUUGGGUCCAGUUUCAGCAGGAUGGCUGGUCAGUGGGAGUGUGUUUGGAGGCUUCCUGUUAACAUGAAGCCUCUGGCCUUGGAGGAGGGAUUCUGAACUGGCAGAGCUGUGCCAGGCGUUUGGAUUAAAUCGCAUUAUCCUAAUCUAGGCUGGUCGUGCUCUCUUAAACAUGCUGAAUCUACAAAAAUCCAGCACCACGUUAUCUAGUUAAACAGGAGAGAACUGCUGUUAGACAAAGUUAUGGUUUGGUGGGCAAGGGCUUCAGUCAGGGGGGAAAAAUAGUGUACUUUAGCAAAACUACAUGCCACGUUAAGGCUGUUUUCAUCCCAAGAGAUGAACCUAGUUUAGAUUCAGCUCAGCAUUCCUCAUCCCUGCUCCAUGAACUGUUUAUUUAAUGACUGUUAGCCCCAGUGUACAGGAUGGAGAAGUUGGAAGAGUGAUGUCAGAGUAAGAUGGGAUGGUGACCCAGACUGCUGCUGCUGGGGGAGAUUCACUAGAGGGUUUUUCUCAAACUUGUACAAGAAAAGGAUGGGAGAGGGUGUAACUGCUGACAUUUGCACGAUGAAUUUCGCAUCAAGUCUCACAUGAUCUGCACUUUGAUCUUCCAAUAUGAGUAGAUUAUAACUGGAAUCUCACCCUUGUAACACUAGAGAAGAAUAAUGGACGAUUAAUACAAAUUUGCCUCACUGUUUGGUGUCUGCUGCUGUCGUGUGCCAACAGAAUGCCCUGGGUAACACAACUGGUCUCUGUGACAGUGAAUACAAACGGUGCAUCGCUGGCGUUAGGGGUGGAAAAUAAUCAUGUCUGAAGCAUUUAACUGCAACUACAGUUUGGGGAUUUGUGUUUUUUUUGAGUGAAACAUGAUGGAAAACCCUGUACUUGAGAAAGCAGUGGACUGGAUGGUUCAGAGCAUCACUGGCUGCAGGGCUUGAGCAGUGAAAGACAGUGAUCAUGGAGAGAGAGUGCAUUUGAUGAAAGAAGUGCUGACUGUAGCGUAUCCCAUGAGAUCAUGUUGACUUCACUCUUUGUUUGGAGCUACAGUGCUAAGGAGCAGUGAGUGUGAGCUCUGGAUCCUGAAGGGUAGUGGUAGAGGAGUGGUGGCCACAGCCUAUGGACUUCUACUUAAUUGGAAAGCUGCACAACAUGUUAAUUGCUAAAGCUUUUAAACAUCCUGUUUUCCGGUGACUUCUCUGAUGGAGGGGGCAAGGGAACGGGGAGCUCUGUUCUAACAGAAUAAGCAACCUUUUAAAUGAUGAAAAAUGUAGAUCUUGUGAAUCAAUGGCAGGUUUAAGGCUGGCUAGUUGCUCUUUUUAAAAUGAGAAUAUUAACUAUAGCUGCCCCAAACUCUGGGAAAAGUCUGGGAAAUGGUAUGUGAUGCUCCUAGUUUGCUCUUUACAGCCAAUACUGUACCAGGUUUCUUACUGAGGUCUGAAAGCAAAGUUAGUGAUAAACUAAUGUACAGCCUGAAAUGUUCAAUUUAAAACAAACUGAAUUCAGCAAAUUUGAUCUUUUUGAAGUGCCUUGGAGAUAAGUUUCCUUCCAGCCAACACUAAAUAGCUUUCUGCCAGAGUUAAAGGGGAAAAGCUCACAGCUUGAACUAAACCCCAGGUUAGUUCUUUUGUAGUGCUUCAGCUAAAGAGGCUGACUUUCCUCCAGACAACUGGUGGGGCUUGGUCCUUGAUGCCCUUUGCCCAGAAUUGGUCUGAAUUCUCUCACUUUGGACAUUUUUGGGGAGUUUUGCUGGCAAUGCUCCACUGCAGGGUACAGACCUGAAGGGAGGCACUCGGUGACGUAGUGGUGGUCAACACAUUUCUAACUCUGUAAACAACUCCUCUUCCUUUUUGUAGCACAUCACAGUUGUGACCAAACCCCCCACCCCUCCUACCCCUGCUGUCUUUGAGUGGUAUCUAUUAACUUGUGGAACAAAAAGGGGGAUUGAAAACUAAUUUCUGGGGGUUUUUUGCUGUCACACCAGGCUUCAGGCACUUCAGUGGGGCCACAGGGGAGGUCUGUGGUGGCUCCUACUGUAGCGCUUUGUUCCCAGACUGGAUUCCUUUUGCUUGCAGUCAUCCCAUGCUCCUCCAUGAGCACAAAAUGUGGUCUGGCUUAAGUUUUUAAUUUUGUGUAUCUGCAAAAAAAGGUAUAGUCACUGUUUCACACCGCUAUGUGGAGUGAGAGUGUUGGUGUUGAAGGUACUAACGGCGCAUCGCAAGCUGCUGGUCAAAACUGACAGAUGCCUUAACGACUUCCCGUGCUGGAGACCCGUGGCUCGUGCAACCCCUCACCUAGUGCUUAGAAAUUAACACGUAACAAUUUGGGAGGCCAAGGCUGGGUUUUGUUGUAGAUCAAACGUUAACAGGCAAGUCCUCUUUUUCCUGUAACCAGUGGAGUUGGGUACUGAGCAAUCUCUUAAAAAAAAAAAAAGAAAUAGAAAUCAAAGCUUGUAUGAGUGACAAAAAAAUAACUCUGAACCUUCUACUACCCUCUGUGAAAUAGAAAAGGAAGUCUUAGAACAAUGGCAUUUUAUCUGCAAUGUUUGUCUGGAGUCAUUGUAAAAAUGUAUUUUUCCAAUAUGCAUUACUUUGUUGUGUAAUAAUUCUACUUGUAAUAAAAUGCAUAACUAGAUAAUGCAGCGUGAGGUGGGAACCUUGUUAAGAAAAGAUCUUCUCCUGCAAAGACAGCUGCCCCUCUGCAAGCAAGGGAAACCAGGGCUGUGACACUGAACUGGGUGGGACAACUUUAUUCUUUGCUCUGAAAUGUUAAUGGUGGGGAACCGCUACAACUGUUCUUCUGGCUGACAAGGUCUGGUGUUUAUCCUAUAGAGUCAUCUGAAAUGCCUUAUGAGAUUCAUCUGUAGUCAUUCUGAUGAAAAAAAAUCACUUCUUCCAGGCCAGAGCUGGUCCAUGAUGUAAAUCAGUUCUCAGCUCGGUGGAGAAGCUGAGUGUUGGUCUGUGCCCUGGUGGGCAGUGGGGGGGCCUGGAGGAGCCUGUACCUGCUCCAGCUUCACUGCAGGGAAAGGGCAGCUCCGGUGCAACAGCAAAACCAACCCCACCAUCUGGGUGAGACUGUGACACACUAGUCUUUUAUUAAUAAAACUUACUAAACCACA
Calidris pugnax (ruff) is the source of this 7736-nucleotide messenger RNA. It is a transcript of the gene ANKFY1, whose product is annotated as ankyrin repeat and FYVE domain containing 1. The coding region runs from base 115 to 3618 and encodes 1167 amino acids. Lineage: Eukaryota; Metazoa; Chordata; Aves; Charadriiformes; Scolopacidae. Gene Ontology annotation, molecular function: protein binding; metal ion binding. Gene Ontology annotation, cellular component: cytoplasm. The transcript is spliced from 25 exons. The record is from RefSeq and is a predicted model, not a curated record.